AUGUCUUCUGAUGUUAUUCUAAAUUAUUACGAGUCCCUUCUGCACAGAGAUGACCUAGAUACUUUGAAGGAGGGUUGUUUUGUCAAUGACAACAUAAUCACAUUCCAGCUUGAGUAUCUGCGCCAUACAAAAUUAUGUCACUCGUCAAAUAUCCUUCUUAUGGAUCCAGCAGCAUCUCAACUUUUAAAACUUAUGGAUGAGGAAUCAAUUAGAUUGGUGCUGGAUCCUUUAGAAUUCAAGUCAAAGGAUUGGAUAUUUUUAGUGAUCAAUGAUUCUGCUUCACGAGUUUCAUCUGGUGGAUGCCAUUGGUCACUGCUGGUUUAUUCACCACUUCUUAUGCACGGUUUUUACCUGGACUCCUUGAACUCUAGUCCUAAUUUUUCAGAAGCUUUUACUUUGUGUAACAAGUUAUGCACCUAUUUAGGUGUUUCUUUUGUAGACAUAAAGCUACCUAAUGUCGUAAAGCAAAAUAACGGAUAUGAUUGUGGAAUAUUUUGCAUGGUAUUCAUAGAAACAAUAUGUGAUAUGAUAUUGAAGGGUGAUAUGUCCUGGCAGAUGAGUCUGUCCACUGACAUGGUUUCCCAUCAAGUGAUGCACAAAAGGAAAUCGUUACUAGAGUGUAUCUAUGGCUUAUCCACAACAAAUGCGUAG
Schistosoma rodhaini is the source of this 651-nucleotide messenger RNA. The record is from the annotation of a GenBank genome assembly. NCBI's taxonomy places the organism in Eukaryota, Metazoa, Platyhelminthes, Trematoda, Strigeidida, Schistosomatidae.